AUGAUGGGCCUUGUGGCUGAUGGCUGGGUAGAGGAUGGGCCUUGUGGCUGCAUAGUGGCUGAUGGCUGGGUAGAUGAUGGGCCUUGUGGCUGCAUGGUGGCUGAUGGCUGGGUAGAUGAUGGGCCUUGUGGCUGCAUGGUGGCUGAUGGCUGGGUAGAUGAUGGGCCUUGUGGCUGCAUGGUGGCUGAUGGCUGGGUAGAUGAUGGGCCUUGUGGCUGCAUAGUGGCUGAUGGCUGGGUAGAUGAUGGAGCUUGUGGCUGCAUAGUGGCUGAUGGCUGGGUAGAUGAUGGGCCUUGUGGUUGAUGGCUGGGGUAGAGGAUGGGCCUGUGGCUGCAUAGUGGCUGAUGCUGGGGUAGAGAUGGCCUUGUGGCUGCAUGGUGGCUGAUGGCUGGGUAGAUGAUGGGCCUUGUUGGCUGCAUGGGUGGCUGAUGGCUGGGUAAUGAUGGGCCUUGUGGCUGCAUGGUGGCUGAUGGCUGGGUAGGUGAUGGGCCUUGUGGCUGCAUAGUGGCUGAUGGCUGGAGGCCCUGUUUUACAGCACUGCCAGAUUAGAGAGGCUGUUGCUCUGGAAUCUGGGUUGUUCUCUGGUCUGAGUGUGAUCUGUUUUUGAAUCCUGACCAGAUUCAUCCUCUCGCCCUUGUAAACCAUUAGCUUUAAAUCAUCAAUUGUGUACUAGAUUAGUGAUAGUUUCUCGAGUCGUGAAACAGUUUCCACUGGAUAGUAAUGGUUACCAUUACUCUCUGUCUCAAUCAAUCAAUCAAUCAAUUUUAUUUUAUAUAGCCCUUCUUACAUCAGCUAAUAUCUCGAAGUGCUGUACAGAAACCCAGCCUAAAACCCCAAACAGCUAGUAAUGCAGGUGUAGAAGCACGGUGGCUAGGAAAAACUCCCUAGAAAGGCCAAAACCUAGGAAGAAACCUAGAGAGGAACCAGGCUAUGAGGGGUGGCCAGUCCUCUUCUGGCUGUGCCGGGUGGAGAUUAUAACAGAACCAUGCCAAGAUGUUCAAAAAUGUUCAUAAGUGACAAGCAUGGUCAAAUAAUAAUCAGGAAUAAAUCAGUCUCUGUUCCUGCCUCCUCCUUUAUGAGUCAGCAUAGAUGGCUGUUAGUGCUGUGAUGUGACUGUUCCCUGCUGUUGGUGCUGUGGGUGUGACUGUUCCCUGCUGUUGGUGCUGUGGGUGUGACUGUUCCCUGCUGUUGGUGCUGUGGGUGUGACUGUUCCCUGCUGUUGGUGCUGUGGGUGUGACUGUUCCCUGCUGUUGUGCUGUGGGUGUGACUGUUCCCUGCUGUUGGUGCUGUGGGUGUGACUGUUCCCUGCUGUUGGUGCUGUGGGUGUGACUGUUCCCUGCUGUUGUGUGCUGUGGGUGUGACUGUUCCUGCUGUUGGUGCUGUGGGUGUGACUGUUCCCUGCUGUUGGUGCUGUGGGUGUGACUGUUCCCUGCUGUUGGUGCUGUGGGUGUGACUGUUCCCUGCUGUUGGUGCUGUGGGUGUGACUGUUCCCUGCUGUUGGUGCUGUGGGGUUGACUGUUCCCUGCUGUUGGUGCUGUGGGUGUGACUGUUCCCUGCUGUUGGUGCUGUGGGUGUGACUGUUCCCUGCUGUGGUGCUGUGGUGGUGUGACUGUUCCCUGCUGUUGGUGCUGUGGGUGUGACUGUUCCCUGCUGUUGGUGCUGUGGGUGUGACUGUUCCCUGCUGUUGGUGCUGUGGGUGUGACUGUUCCCUGCUGUUGGUGCUGUGGGUGUGACUGUUCCCUGCUGUUGGUGCUGUGGGUGUGACUGUUCCCUGCUGUUGGUGCUGUGGGUGUGACUGUUUCCCUGCUGUUGGUGCUGAGUGUGAAUGUUCCCUGGUUGGUGCUGUGGGUGUGACUGUUCCCUGCUGUUAGUGCUGUGGUGUGACUGUUCCCUGCUGUUGGUGCUGAGGUGUGACUGUUCCCUGCUGUUGGUGCUGUGGGUGUGACUGUUCCCUGCUGUUGGUGCUGUGAUGUGACUGUUCCCUGCUGUUGGUGCUGUGGGUGUGACUGUUCCCUGCUGUCAGCUGUUCUCUGCAUGGCAGCACACAUGAAGGUGUUAAACUAAUUGAAUCACUUUUCACCUCUCAGCAGGACCCCAUCUCUCUCUGUGUGUGUGUGUGUGUGUGUGUGUGUGUGUGUGUGUGUGUGUGUGUGGUGUGUGUGUGUGGUGUGUGUGUGUGUGUGUGUGUGUGUGUGUGUGUGUGUGUGUGCGCAUGCGUGUGUGUUACCAUAGAUGUAAUUUAUUUGAAAUGGCAGUGAUUUUCUCUCAAAGCAUUUUUUUGUCCUGGACUGGUGUUUCUACAGAGUAAUUGUCAGCUUGCUGAAGUGAAAACAGCAGAAAUCAGCCAGUAAUGUUGAAAUAAAAAGCUGUAGGGAGGUAAAUGUAACACUGUUUCUCUCCAAAAGUUUAAACAUAUCCUCUGUAAGUAGAAUGGGCCAUGUUACCUGUCUAUUUUUCAGUAACACCUUACAUUAGUAACAGCAUGGAAUAAGCAACAGUCCCUAUCGCUGUCAACAGUCCCUAUCGCUGUCAACAGUCCCUAUCGCUGUCACGUAAGUAGAAUGGGCCAUGUUACCUGUCUAUUUUUCAGUUACACCUUACAUUAGUAACAGCAUGGAAUAAGCAACAGUCCCUAUCGCUGUCACGCCCUGGCCUAUAGAACUCUAGCUAGUUUGGUCAGGGUGUGAAUAUUCUAGGUGUUGUAUUUCUAUGUUUGGCCGGGUGUGGUUCCCAAUCAGAGGCAGCUGUCGCUCGUUGUCUCUGAUUGGGGAUCAUACUUAGGCAGCCUGUUUUCCUGACUGUUGUUGUGGGAUCUUGUUGUGUUCCUGUUUAGGCUUGUGUGUUAGCCCUUUGGACCGUCACGGUUAAGUUUGUUAUUUUGGUUACUGCGUCGUGUGUUUAUUAGUUAAUAAACAUGUACGCCUUUCACGCUGCACCUUGGUCCGACCCGUCUCUUAACGUCUGUGACAAUCGCACUUGUGUGAUAACAGAAAAUGCUCCACUCCAUUGCUAUGCUAGUACAAUUUAGUUACUAAAGUACUAGUACAGUGAGGGAAAAAAGUAUUUGAUCCCCUGCUGAUUUUGUACGUUUGCCCACUGACAAAGAAAUUAUCCGUCUAUAAUUUUAAUGGUAGGUUUAUUUGAACAGUGAGAGAAAGAAUAACAACAAAAGAAUCCAGAAAAACGCAUGUCGAAAAUGUUAUAAAUUGAUUUGCAUUUUAAUGAGGGAAAUAAGUAUUUGACCCCCUCUCAAUCAGAAAGAUUUCUGGCUUCCAGGUGUCUUUUAUACAGGUAACGAGCUGAGAUUAGGAGCACACUCUUAAAGGGAGUGCUCCUAAUUUCAGCUUGUUACCUGUAUAAAAGACACCUGUCCACAGAAGCAAUCAAUCAAUCAGAUUCCAAACUCUCCACCAUGUCCAAGACCAAAGAGCUCUCCAAGGAUGUCAGGGACAAGAUUGUAGACCUACACAAGGCUGGAAUGGGCUACAAGACCAUCGCCAAGCAGCUUGGUGAGAAGGUGACAACAGUUGGUGCGAUUAUUCGCAAAUGGAAGAAACACAAAAUAACUGUCAAUCUCCCUCGGCCUGGGGCUCCAUGCAAGAUCUCACCUCGUGGAGUUGCAAUGAUCAUGAGAACGGUGAGGAAUCAGCCCAGAACUACAUGGGAGGAUCUUGUCAAUGAUCUCAAGGCAGCUGGGACCAUAGUCACCAAGAAAACAAUUGGUAACACACUGCGCCGUGAAGGACUGAAAUCCUGCAGCGCCCGCAAGGUCCCCCUGCUCAAGAAAGCACAUAUACAGGCCCGUCUGAAGUUUGCCAAUGAACAUCUGAAUGAUUCAGAGGAGAACUGGGUGAAAGUGUUGUGGUCAGAUGAGACCAAAAUCGAGCUCUUUGGCAUUACAUUUACAUUUACGUCAUUUAGCAGACGCUCUUAUCCAGAGCGACUUACAAAUUGGUGCAUUCACCUUAUAGCCAGUGGGAUAACCACUUUACAAUAUGUUUUUUUUUUUUGGUGGGGUGGGGUAAGGGGGGGUAGAAGGAUUACUUUAUCCUAUCCCAGGUAUUCCUUAAAGAGGUGGGGUUUCAAGUGUCUCCGGAAGGUGGUGAGUGACUCUGCUGUCCUGGCUGUCUCCGCUGUCCUGGCUGUCUCCGCUGUCCUGGCAUCAACUCAACUCGCCCCAAGAACACCAUCCCCACCGUCAAACAUGGAGGUGGAAACAUUAUGCUUUGGGGGUGUUUUUCUGCUAAGGGGACAGGACAACUUCACCGCAUCAAAGGGAUGAUUGAUGGGGCCAUGAACCUCCUUCCCUCAGCCAGGGCAUUGAAAAUGGGUCGUGGAUGGGUAUUCCAGCAUGACAAUGACCCAAAACACAUGGCCAAUGCAACAAAGGAGUGACUCAAGAAGAAGCACAUUAAGGUCUUGGAGUGGCCUAGCCAGUCUCCAGACCUUAAUCCCAUAGAGGGAGCUGAAGGUUGGAGUUGCCAAGCGUCAGCCUCGAAACCUUAAUGACUUGGAGAAGAUCUGCAAAGAGGAGUGGGACAAAAUCCCUCCUGAGAUGUGUGCAAACCUGGUGGCCAACUACAAGAAGCAUCUGACCUCUGUGAUUGCCAACAAGGGUUUUGCCAUCAAGUACUAAGUCAUGUUUUGCAGAGGGGGUCAAAUACUUAUUUCCCUCAUUUAAAAUGCAAAUCAAUUUAUAACAUUUUUUUACAUGCGUUUUUUUCUGGAUUUUGUUGUUGUUAUUCUGUCUCUCACUGUUCAAAUAAACAUACCAUUAAAAUUAUAGACUGAUCAUUUCUUUGUCAGUGGGCAAACAUACAAAAUCAGCAGGGGAUCAAAUACUUUUUUCCCUCACUGUAUGUACCUGUUUCCUGUAACCAUGUCCCGUCCAACAUGUUUCCUCUCACUGACUUAGAGUGUUUUGUACUAUGAAAGCGCUUUCUGACAACUGCUGACGUAAAAAGGGCUUUAUAAAUACAUCUGAUAGGUUGAUUUGUCCAAGUGAUUGAUGUGUCAAUUUAUUGAUUGAUUGAUUGAUUGAUUGAUUGAUUGUCUCGUUGCAGGGCAUAGCGUUUGCCUCCCUGUUCUUUAUCCUGGUUUCCAUCACUACAUUCUGUCUGGAGACCCACGAGUACUUCAACGACCUGCAGAACCGCACGGAACGCGUGGUGGUGGGGAACCACACUAAGGAGGUGGUCUUGGUGGAGGUGAGAGAGAUUCUUAGAUGUAAAUAG
Molecule: messenger RNA, 5234 nt
Organism: Coregonus sp. 'balchen'
Lineage: Eukaryota; Metazoa; Chordata; Actinopteri; Salmoniformes; Salmonidae
Source: the annotation of a GenBank genome assembly